Messenger RNA from Pygocentrus nattereri (red-bellied piranha), 4153 nucleotides. RefSeq names its product mucin-5B-like. The transcript has 27 exons. The record is from RefSeq and is a predicted model, not a curated record. NCBI's taxonomy places the organism in Eukaryota, Metazoa, Chordata, Actinopteri, Characiformes, Serrasalmidae. Bases 80 to 4153 code for a protein of 1357 amino acids. Gene Ontology annotation, molecular function: peptidase inhibitor activity; protein binding. Gene Ontology annotation, cellular component: extracellular matrix.
AACACGGUUUAUACAGCCAACAACACAAUUCAUCGCUGAUAGCUAUGAGAGUCUUUACGGAAUCAACGUGAAUCACAACAUGCAGGUGUGCAGCACAUGGGGAAACUUCCACUUCAGUACAUUUGAUGGACAGUUCUUCCAGCUGCCCUAUACCUGCAACUACAUACUGACCACCCUGUGUGACAGCACCAAGACUGACUUUAACAUCCAAAUGAGGAGGCAGUAUAUCAACAAUCUCCCCACCAUCAGCUCCUUCACCAUAAAGAUACAAGGGGCUGUGUUCCAGCUUCAAGGUGGCAACAUAACCUUGAAUCAGAAGAUUGUGGACAUACCAAGCUAUCAGAAUGGAAUUUCGAUUGAGAGAGGUACAAGUUUCAUUAAGAUCCGCUCCAAGAUAGGACUGACUGUCUUUUGGGAUGAACGCAACACUCUAUCGAUUGAGAUAUCCACAAAGUACAGGAAUCAGACCUGUGGACUUUGUGGGGACUUCAAUGGCGUCAAGAACAAUGAAUUCAGUGAAAAGGGUGAGCCAAUGACAUCACAACAGUAUGGCCUUAAAUGGAAGAUGGAUGCACCCAACAAGAUAUGUGAAGAUACAGAGCUCUAUACGAAAAAAUGUGUGGUUCAGAAAACCAAAUGUGAACGGUUGCUUUCUAAUCCAGCCUUCAGUAGCUGCCAAACACUGCUGUCCACUGACGCAUUUGUGGAAGCCUGUGUUAAAGACAUGUGUCAGUGUAACAGCAGCCAGGCUUUGUGUCUGUGUGACACACUAUCUGAGUUCUCACGCCAGUGUGCGCAUGCUGGGGGCAAGCCGCAGAACUGGAGGACCAACUAUUUGUGUGAUAAAAACUGUUCAUUUAACCUGAAGCACAAGGAAUGUGGGAACCCAUGCAAAGACUCCUGUUCUAACCAAGAGGAGAGCCAGAUCUGUGAAGAGCACUGUAUAGAGGGCUGUUUCUGUCCACCAGGAACUGUGUUUAAUGACAUUGAGGAAAAUGGCUGCAUCCCAGUUAAAAAGUGUCCCUGCAUCCACAAUGGACGGAUUUAUCAGCCUGGAGAGUCAUACAACAGAACCUGUCAAAAAUGUGUGUGUUCUAAAGGCCAGUGGAGCUGUAAGAACCUGGACUGUCCUGGCACUUGUUCUUUGCAAGGAGGGUCACAUAUCACCACAUACGACGGCAAAGCUUACACUUUCCAUGGAAACUGCCACUACGUUCUUUCUAAGGUUGAUACUGUGACUGUAUUGGUGAAUCUGGUGCAGUGUGGUCAGACAGAUACUGAAACAUGUCUAACUGACGUCAAGUUCAUCACCCCAACAGCUACUGUUACAUUCUUGUCCACUGGCACUGUACAUGUGAAUGAUAUUACAACUAAACUUCCGAUUUUUAUUGAUCAAGUGACAGUCUUCAAGCCCUCUACGUUCUACAUCAUCGCCCAUACUCCAAGCCUUCAGCUGGUGAUCCAAAUGGUUCCAGUCAUGCAAGUGUACAUCGUAGCCAGCUCUAAAAAGAAAGGAACAUUGAGCGGUCUGUGUGGGAAUUUUAAUGAUGUCCAGGCAGAUGAUUUCAAAACCGAAUUAGGACUGAAAGAGGGCACAGCCACAACUUUUGCCAACAUGUGGAAAGUUAUCACCAUCUGUCCAGAUGUUAGUAACUACAAUCAAGACCCCUGUAGUAUGAGUGUUGAAAAAGAGAGGUUUGCCAAAGAAUGGUGCUCCCUCCUUACUGAACCAAAAGGAGUCUUUUCUAAAUGUCAUGCCGAAGUCAAUCCAAGUCCUUACAAAGAUAGGUGCAUUUAUGAUGCAUGCAAGUGUGCCAGAAGUGAAGAAUGCAUGUGCGCAGCUGUGUCUUCCUACGUCCAUGAAUGUGCUGCUGAAGGUGUUCUGCUUCAGGGCUGGAGAAACAUCACCUGUGGCAAGUUCUCCCAAGAUUGUCCAGGCAAUAUGGUGUACUACUACAGCUUGAACAGUUGUGAGACCACCUGCCGCUCCCUCAGUGGGUUUGACUACACUUGUCAGGUGUCUUACACACCUGUGGACGGCUGUGCCUGUGCCAAGGGUACCUACCUCGAUGACAAGGGUGACUGUGUGCCUGCCUCCAGCUGCCCAUGUUACAACAACAAUCAGGUUGUGGCCCCCUCUCAGGUCAUCAGCAAGGAUGGAACAACAUGCACUUGCACUCACGGCAAGUUAAAGUGCCUUGGGAAACUGCAACUUGACUGUCCAGCUCCCAUGUACUACUUCAACUGCUCCAAUGCUGCACCUGGAGCAAAAGGCGUAGAAUGUCAGAAAAGCUGCCAGACACUGGACUCAAACCAGUGUAUGAGCACACGGUGUACAUCAGGAUGUGUGUGUCCAGAGGAUCAACUGGCUGAUGGACAAGGAGGGUGUGUAAAAGAAGAAAACUGUCCAUGUUUUCAUAAUGGAGUUUUCUACCAGCCUGGACAGACUGUUAAAGAAGACUGUAACACAUGCACUUGCAGAAGUGGAAAGUUUCAGUGCACAAGCAAAAAGUGUCCCAGCGUUUGUAUCAUCUAUGGAGAAGGUCAUUACAUGACCUUUGAUAGUUUGAGAUAUUCUUUCAGUGGUGACUGUGAAUACAUGUUGGCCCAGGAUUACUGUGGCAACAGUCUCAGUGGUUCAUUUCGUAUCAUCACAGAAAAUAUCCCCUGUGGCACAACCGGAACCACCUGCUCCAGAUCUGUCAAACUCUUUCUAGGGAACAAAGAGUUUGUACUGUCAGAGGAGAAAAUUAAAGUUUUCAGUAAUAAUAAUGGCACAGAAAUCGGUCACAAAAUCUACACUGUGGGGAUUUACUUUGUCAUUGAGACCAGUAAUGGUCUCAUUCUGCACUGGGACAAGAAAACAAGUCUAAAGAUUACACUUGAUCCCUUGUUUAAGAGAAAAGUAUGCGGACUGUGUGGAAACUACGAUGGCAACGGGAAAAAUGACUUUGUGACUCGUGGUGGGGAGGAAGUGGUGGAUCCACUUAAGUUUGGAAACAGCUGGAGAGUUUCUUCUGCAUGCCCCAAAGCCAGCAUUAUCAGCAGCCCCUGCAAUAUGAGACCAUCCCGCCAGGCCUGGGCCCUCAAACAAUGCAGCAUUAUCAAGAGUGAUGUCUUUAAGUCAUGUCACUCCUUAGUGGAUCCAGCUCAAUAUUAUGAUAUAUGUGUGCAAGACACGUGUGCAUGUGACAGCGGUGGAGACUGUGAGUGUUUCUGCACUGCCGUAGCAGCGUAUGCUGCAGCAUGCAACGAGAAGGGAGCCUGCAUAUCGUGGAGGACCCCAACCAUCUGCCCUUUGUUCUGCGACUACUACAAUGUACCUGGAGGCUGUGAGUGGCACUAUAAACCCUGUGGGCAGUGUGUGAAAACCUGCAGCAAUCCGUCAGGAGUCUGCUUAAAUCAAACUCCAGUAGAGGGAUGUUUCCCCAAGUGCCCCACAGACAGGCCAUAUUUGAAUGAGACAACCAUGAAGUGUGAAAACUGCUGGCCAGUACAAACAUCAACAACAACAGCAAAAACCAAAACUACCAAAAUUCGCUCAACAACAUCAAGAACUCCAUCAACCACAGCAAAGACAACAACAAAAACGACAACAGGCUCUACCACAAGAAGUUCAACAACCUAUUUAGUGUCCACAACAAUGAAAACUACAACAAUAACAACUCCAACAACACCUGGUUGUUUGCCUUUGACUUGCCAGUGGUCUCAGUGGUUGGACACCAACUACCCUGAUAGUGUAACAACCAAAGGAGGAGGCGAAUUUGAAUCUAUAGCUGCCAUGUGGAAAUCUGGAAACAUUACCUGUGAGAAACCAGCAGACAUUGAAUGCAGAGCCAAAGAAUACAAGGAUGUGCCUUUAGCAGAUUUGGGUCAAAAUGUGACAUCCAUCAUCAACAACAAAAGAAAAAACAACCACAGCUACAACAGGCUCUACCACAAGACGUUCAACAACCUAUCCAGUGUCCACAACAAUGAAAACUACAACAGUUGGCUCAACAUCAAGAACUCCAUCAACUACAACAAGGACAACAACAAAAACUACAACAGGCUCUACCACAAGAAGUUCAACAACACGUAUCUCGGUGUCCACAACACCAGCCAAAACUACAACAGCAUCAAAAAGUUCUACAACUAUGACUGUAACUACUAA